Molecule: messenger RNA, 462 nt
Organism: Lactuca sativa (garden lettuce)
Lineage: Eukaryota; Viridiplantae; Streptophyta; Magnoliopsida; Asterales; Asteraceae
Source: RefSeq, a predicted model, not a curated record
AUGGUAGUAAAAAACACUCUAGUUGUGAUGGCGGUGUUAGAUGGGUGGAGUGGAUUAGGUAGUGUUGGUGGCCAUGAAUGUAGCAGUAGUGGCAGUGGCGGCAGAGAUAGUAGUGGUGGUGAUCGCGUAUGUGGCGGUGGUGGUGGUGAUGAUGGUGUUGGUGGAGAAAACAAUGGUGGUGGUCGCGAUGGUGGUGAUGGGGGUUGUGGUGGUGGUAGUGGUCACGGAGGUGGUAGCAGUGGAGGAGGUAGUGGUGGCGACAUAUAUGAUGGUGGUGGUGACGAUAGGGGUUUUGGCGGUGGUAGUGAUCACGGAGGUGGUGUUCGUGGUUAUGGCGGUGGCAACCGCAAAGAUGACGAUGGUGACAUAGGUAUUGGUGGUUAUGGCGGGGUGGUGGUGAUUACGGAGGCGGUGUUGGUGGUUGUGGUAGUGGUGGUCGCAGAGGCGGCGAUGACAACAUAG